CGCCAGCCAGGUGGUUGGGCAACCACCACCGCGGCCCCCUGAUAAGGCCCGGUGGAGUAAAAUGAAAUAUGAAUUUUAGCCCACCGGUGCAGCACUCUAGUCGCAAUCAAAAUACAAACAGGGCUUUAAGAAAUUGAACAAAUAACCAAAUUAACACUGCAAGUAACGCCAGAGGCUCACACAGUCACCCACACACCCACAAGUCUCACGCGACCAAAUCAAACAGUAGACUGUCGUUAAGACGAACUUAUAGAAGCUUUUCUAUCGAAACGAAAAUAUUAUUCGUAAAGCGAACUAUUGCAAAUUAUCAACUAACUUUAUGGAACCUAGCUGCUAGUAGAACCUGAAGAGGCUCCACUGUACCGUAAUGCACACACACUGGCGCAUAAGAUAUGGAGAAGACGUCGACGAACUCGUUUCAAUUGAGACUCUGAGCUGAAACACAAUUCAUUCCGCCGGAGAACGCGCAACCGAAAACAUUUUACGCGUCGCCUCAAAUUCCUUCGCCUUCUAAUUAAGUUUUGUUUACACUCGGAUUUUUUUAAUUCGGUUUUUUGCGUCUCCGAUAGAGCCCCCAAAAAUGGAGCAGUGGAACAAUGUGGAGCUGACGAACAUGUCCAAAAAGUCGUACACCCUGAAUCACACCUAUGACGGAGCCGAGAAGCUAAACAAGGAGAACAGCCAGGCAUCCUCCAAUGGCAACGAUCCAACCCCAGAGCCACAACCCGACACGGGCGACAGUGAUCUCCUCCAGCCAGGCUCAGAUGUCCGUCCUAAGGUGGAGGCCGACGAUGUGGAGAGCCUGCUGCGACGACUCUACGGGAUCACAAUCAGCGAAGUGAAGGAAAUCAUCGCCUACGAUGACCGAAACUUCUUCGUCAAGGAGGAUAGCAAUGUAAAAAACCCUCUGAUUGUGACGCACUGUCAAAAUGGCUACGUGCUGAAGAUCCUGAAUUCCUUGGAUUCCAAAAAGGAGAGCUUUGUAGACGCACAGAAUCAACUGCUGCUGUACUUGGGAAAACACAGUGUCAAGUGCCCCAGGCCGAUUCCAAAUGCCAGUGGAAAGUAUUAUUCUGUGGAGCGACUCAACGGAAACUCAAACGUUGUGCGCCUUCUCGAGUUUAUUCCUGCGGAGGUCUUCCACCAGGUACCGGCGACGAAGCACCUACUCUUCCGUAGCGGAGAGUACUUGGCUAGGUUGGAUCGAGCCUUGAAGAAUUUCACCCACGAAGCCUACGAGACCCAUAAAACGUUGUGGAUGCUGCAGAGCGUCCCGGAACUAAGGCAAUUCCUAUAUGUGGUGAAGGAUCAGGAGCGCCGAUUGAUAUGCGAGGAGGUCAUCGAUUAUUUUGAGUCCAAAAUCUUGAGUUUGCUGCCCACCCUCGAGCACCAGAUCAUCCAUGGAGACUAUAACGAGCAAAACAUACUUGUGGAGAAGGCGCCAAACCAAAAUGAUUACCACAUCAAGGGGGUGAUCGAUUUCGGAGACACGAGCAAGUCGCCGUUGCUUUUCGAGGUUGGAAUCGCCCUCACCUACAUGGUCCUGCAGGCCAACGACCUGGCCACCGGCGGAGUCUUUCUGGCCGGUUACAACAGUAUAAAUCCCAUAAGCAAUUCGGACCUGGGUCACCUCAAAUACUGCGUGGCCGCCCGCCUGGUUCAGAGCCUGGUGAUGGGUCUCUACACCCACACCCUGCAUCCCACCAAUGACUAUCUGUUGGUCACCCAGGAACAAGGAUGGACCCUGCUGCAGACGCUCUGGCGCGAUAGCUUGAAGGAAGUGGACGAGCUGUGGGCCACCACAGGACAUCAGUACUUGACGCAAAGCAAUAAGUAGAUAUUAAAGUGUGUACAUGAAAUUUUGAUGAACGUUUUAAAGAUCACAAUCAGUCCUGAAGUGGCCUGCAAUAUAUGUAUGUAGAUUCUGCAUCCAAUUGUCAAUUAUUAGAAUUUCACAAACAUAUCACCUUUGCACCAGAACCGUGCGGGUCAGAGUAUUGAUUGCAUUUUUUGCUUUAAAUAUUACUUUAUCCGGUAUAUUAUUAUCAUAUUCUUUACAAUAAAACUUGUUAAACAAAUACAAA
Messenger RNA from Drosophila ananassae, 2084 nucleotides. RefSeq names its product hydroxylysine kinase. Lineage: Eukaryota; Metazoa; Arthropoda; Insecta; Diptera; Drosophilidae. Gene Ontology annotation, molecular function: amino acid kinase activity. Bases 581 to 1837 code for a protein of 418 amino acids. The record is from RefSeq and is a predicted model, not a curated record. The transcript has 3 exons.